Moesziomyces aphidis is the source of this 1011-nucleotide messenger RNA. The record is from the annotation of a GenBank genome assembly. Lineage: Eukaryota; Fungi; Basidiomycota; Ustilaginomycetes; Ustilaginales; Ustilaginaceae.
AUGACUUUUGCUUUGCUCAAGCGCGCUGUGGUGCUGGGCACCGUUGCAGCUGGACUGCUCGUGCUCUCGUCGGGCCUCACGGUGCAGGUCGCCGCCCUGCCCACGUACAAGAUGCACCGUGCCCAUGUGGUGCAUGCGCGCAACCUGGCUAGGUCCCAGCAUGACCAGCUCGAGGACCAGGUGCAUGCCCUCGAAGCGGCACUCCAGCACUAUGUCCAGUACGGCGACCAACAGAGCCUCGAGAUUUACCUCCACGGGCUGGACGGUAACAAGAACCAAGGCGAGCAGUGGAAGCCCCAGCAACAGCCCGAACAGCCCAAGAAGCAGGACGGACAGCCCAAGGAGCAACCCAAGGAGCAGUCGCAGUGGCCCAAGCCACAGCAGCAGGCCCAGCAACAGCAACAGCAACAGCAGCAGGCGGCUCAGCAGCCCCAGCAGCCCGCCCAGCCCCAAGGCCAGCAGCAAGACGACUGCGACGAGGGUGCUCCCGCCGCCGAACAGCCGUCGAUGACGCACCACGAAGAACACCACUCCUCGGACGACUCCUCGGAGCACUCCGAGACACACUCGGAGCACCACUCUGAACACCACUCAUCCAGCGACGACACUUCCCUUGGUGCCAUUGACGGCUAUACUCCGCCUUCGUUCUCCACCUCGUCUUCGCCCUCGGUCAAGUCGCUGUACACCUCGGCUCCCUUUACGGGUCACGCGACGUUCUACGACACGGGCAUGGGCGCCUGUGGCAUUGUGAAUGCUGACAGUGAUCCUAUCGUUGCGGUCUCGCGCGACGUGUUCGAGCAGUACAAUCCGGCAUCUGGCAACCCCAACCACAACUCGCUGUGCGGACGACGCAUCGAAAUCAGCUGGAACGGCAAGACGACGCAUGCAUUUGCCAUGGACGAAUGUCCCGGGUGCGAACCGACCAGUCUAGACCUCAGCCCGACGCUCUUCGCCAAGCUCGAUGAUAAGGAUAAGGGCGUCCUACCCAACAUCCAGUGGCGAUUCAUCUAA